GGGGCAACUAUAUCCGGUUCAAGCAAUACAGUACACCACCCCACCGCCCGGCUAGUUCUCUGCAUGUACACGUACGACCCACGGGGAACUCUCGGGUAGGUUAAAUCCACGUUUCCGUAGAAUACACUUUGCUGCAGCAGACUGCUGACCCGACAUCGCAAGAAGUGAUUGUGAUUUAUUUGAACGUGGUGUAAAACAGAUCUGUUUAUAGUAACAGUCGACUAUUCAAACCUGGGUCUCUAUUUAUAUCGAAAGUCAGAUGUGUAGGUGAACUAGUGACAAAAUGCAACAGCCAGGUCCUCCUCCACCGGGGGGAUACAACCCUAUGAGGCAACCGGGUCCUCCACCCCCAGGGGGGUACAACCCUAACAAUAUGCAGACUAGAAUGCAACAACGGCCACCAUCAAACUACAUGAGACCUCCCUCUCCAGGGAACGUGGGACCACCCAAUGCAGGUCCUGGAGCCAAUUCCCAAGGAAUGUACAGACCUCCUGUAUCAGGAAACACAAGACCGCAGUACCCUGGUCAAAUGAUGGAUGGUCAUCUAAGGACUGGUCAAGCACCUAUGGGUGGUCCUCCACCAAAUGCUAAUCAGUAUGGCAUUAAGCCCCUCCCAGGGGCUGGGUCACCCCCAGUAGGACAAAUGCCUGUGUCAACAGGACAACAAGGUAAUUACAGGACUGGUCCACCCCCAACAUCAAGUUAUCAAACUGGUCCUCCUCCAUCAAAUGGGGUAGGAGGAUAUCCUGCCGGGCCGCCUCCUGGUCCACCUUCCGGUCCACCCGUGUCUGGGGCCUCUUCAAAUCGAUUCGCAUCAAAUGCUCAUAAUAGGUUUGCCCCUUCAAGUGGGGCCAUGACAAACUCUUUUCCAAAUGGUAGCAGUGGUCCCCCUCCUACCAGUAAUGCUCCAAUGCAGAGACUCCCCAACUCUGGCCCCCCUCCAAGUGGGACCCCGCCCAUUGGGGGUUCGAUACCUCUACCCGUGGCUCAGGUUCCACCGACGAUACAACAAGACAGACCAAGCUCGACGGGCGAUAUGAAUGCUAGUUUGAAUUCAUCAGGUCCUCCUUCAGCAAGGUCAUCGGCAGCACCAUCACCUAUCCCAUCUCAGCAAUAUGACAACUUAGAGGGCGGUAUUCCAUUUUUCCCUAAUUCACAAGGUGGUGUGCCCUCUCCUGCUGGGGAAUUCGCCCCUCAAAGCCAGUACCCUCAGCAGCCCAACACAUACACCGGUCCACCUCCUCAUGCAGGGGGACAGUACCUCGGACCCCCGCCAGCAGGGGGGCGACCUCCACAGCACACAGGUGCCCUGCCAACAGGGCCACCUCCGAUAACUGGUGGCCCUCCUAUGGGGCACAACUACAUGGCUGGUCCACCUCCUACUGGUCCUCCUACCGGUCCCCCAACAGGUCUCCCCUCUGGGCCCCCGACAGGUCCCCCGACAGGCCCCCCGACAGGCCCUCCAACUGGUCAAGAUUUAUCACGGACAAGUGGCAUUGCUGGAAAAAGGCAAUAUCCCCAACAGCCUGGCUACAUGACCUCCGGUCCUCCCCAGACUGGCAGUGGUAUGGCCCAACCUCCCACUAGCGCUGCACAGCAGCCUGGACCGUACCACUCUUCUCAGGUGGGUGGCAGUGGUCAGGGUGGGCCAGCUUCUCAGGUGCUGAAUGAUACAAUGAAGAAGGAGUCUACAACGAUGAAUGACAUCAAUGCUGGAAUGAACAACAUUCGUCUUCAAGAGACCAGACCAAUAAACUUAUUGCAGGAGAGGCACAUUGUUCCACCAAAGGAAUUCCAGCCUCCUAAACCAAAACUACAUCCUGAUUAUCAGAGGAUUCAAGUUAGCCCAGAUGUUUUCCGGUCAACGUUGAAUGCAAUACCAGAAUCUCAAUCGCUGCUUCAGAAGUCUCGACUGCCUCUAGGUUUAAUCAUCCAUCCGUUCAGAGAUCUAUCGCAUCUGCCUGUUAUCCAAUCAAGUGUAAUAGUACGGUGUCGGUCGUGUCGGACGUACAUCAAUCCUUUUGUAGCCUUCAUUGAUCAGAGGAGAUGGAGGUGUAACCUCUGCUUCAGAGUUAAUGAUUUACCAGAAGAGUUUACCUUUGACCCUGUAACCAAGACGUAUGGAGACCCCCAACGGAGACCGGAGAUCAAGUCCUCUACAAUUGAAUUCAUUGCACCAUCAGAGUACAUGUUACGUCCGCCCCAGCCAGCUGUCUAUCUCUUCCUGCUGGAUGUGUCAUUCAGUGCGGUAGAGUCUGGUUACCUCUCGGUGGUCUGUCAAACCAUUCUUGAUAACUUAGACAAGAUGCCCGGUGAUGCGAGGACAAUGAUCGGCUUCCUCACCUACGAUAGCAUGCUUCACUUCUACUCGUUGCCAGAGGGCGCCACACGGCCGCAGAUGAUGGUGGUUUCAGAUGUUGAUGAUAUAUUUCUGCCUUGUCCUAGUGAUCUCUUAGUCAAUAUACAAGAAUCUAAAGAGUUGGUAUGUGAGUUGUUGAACCAGCUGCCGGCCAUGUUCGUCGGUAACAAGAACACCCAGACAGCACUUGGACCAGCACUGCAGGCUGCACAUAAACUCAUGAAUCCUACUGGAGGUCGAGUGACAAUAUUCCAGUGUACAUUACCAUCUGUUGGAGUAGGAGCACUCAAAGCCAGGGAAGACCCUAACCAAAGGGCAACGGCAAAGAGUGUGCCCAAUCUUGGUCCAGCUACAGACUUUUACAAGAAGAUGGCUUUAGAUUUCUCUGGUCAACAGAUCGCUGCCGAUAUGUUCUUGCUAGGAGCUCAGUACAUGGACAUUGCUACCCUUGCUGGUGUUGCUAAAUUCUCUGGAGGAAGCUUUAGUUAUUACCCAGCUUUCCACACAGUUCAGAACCCCAUCCAGGCUGAGAGAUUAGAAUCAGAUCUCAAGAGAUACCUGACGAGAAAGAUUGGAUUUGAAGCAGUCAUGAGGAUACGAUGCACCAAGGGGAUGAGUAUACACACGUUCCAUGGGAACUUCUUUGUGAGGUCAACGGACCUGCUCUCAUUGCCAAACAUCAACCCCGAUGCUGGCUUUGCCAUGCAGGUAUCCAUAGAAGACAACCUAAACAGCUCAUCAUUAGCAUGCUUUCAAGCUGCUCUACUCUAUACAAGCAGUAAAGGUGAGCGUCGUAUCCGAGUGCAUACCAUGUGUUUACCUGUGACCAAUCAGCUGACUGAUCUGAUGGUAGGAGCAGACGCACAGGCAAUUUCAUCUUUACUUGCUAGAAUGGCUGUUGACAAGUGCCAAACCUCAUCCCUUGGAGAUGCUCGGGAUGCAUUAGUUAACGUCUGCCUCGACUCAUUGGCUGCUUACAAGUCAACACUAGCUAGCUCACAUACGAUGGGCGCCCUCAUGUGUCCGCCAAACCUCAGGAUGCUGCCUAUCUAUACAUUGGCCCUGUUGAAGAAUCUUGCAUUCCGCAUCGGUAUGAGCACAAAACUGGAUACGCGAGUGUUUGCGAUGGAGAUGUUCAAAUGCAUGCCGAUACUGUACACAAUGCUACACAUUCACCCAGAUCUGUAUGCAGUACACAAUCUUACUGAGGAGGGAGCAUUAUUGCUUCAGGACCAGGCCAUCCCGCAACCAAACCGUAUUGGCCUCUCAUCAGAGUACCUAAGCAGAGACGGGGCAUUCCUGAUGGACUGCGGGGAUAUCAUGUACCUCUUCAUUGGUCAGAAUGUCUCACCUGACUUCUGCAAGGAUGUUCUUGAUGCGCCAAACUUUGUUAGCAUACCAGAAGGACAGAUUGACUUGCCUGAGUUGGAUAAUCCAAGGUCUGAACAGCUUAGACUAUUUGUGAGCUGGCUUCUAGAGAAGAGACCAUACCAUGCCCCAUUAUUGAUCAUUAGGGAUGAUAGUCGAGACCGAAACCUGUUCCUGGGCCACCUGAUCCAGGACCGAUCAGAGGGAUCCAUGUCAUACUACGAGUUCAUCCAGCAUCUACAGAAAGAGAUCAAAUAGUUCCUGGACUAGUUCCUGGGGUAACCUGGUCUAGUGAAAGCUCUAUGAUAGUCUAAAUCUGAAAUCUUUGAAGGCACAAACUUACAGUCAAUGAUUCUUACUUGUGUCAUAUGUGAUUGGUUCAUGAUGAGUAUGGAAUUUUAGUUUUUAACCUAGUAGACCACAAAAUCCUGUUAUAUAAAAAAAAAAAUGAAAUCAAUUAUGCAAUUAAUUGUAAGUCUCUAGCAAACCAUGUACAAAACUUACAAUUAAUUGUGAAUAGUAAUGGUAUCAAUUUCUGUUAUUUGGCCCUUACAUUGUUAUGCCUGUGGCUAUUACCUUAUAAAGAUGGAAACCAAGUUCUUAUUCACUUCAAAGUCGUGUUAUCCAGACAUGUGAAAUCAAUGCCAACUGGAUAUUUAAUACACCCAAUGAGUUGAAAUUCUACAUAUCUCACCAACUGAAGUUUCAUCAUUAUCUUGGACCUCAUACUUUCCCAAUCUAUUUUUAUACCUAUCAGUGGCUGGUGACUUCGUAUUUGUGAACAGCUGAAGGAGGAUUAUAAUACUUGUCUUGUUUAUAGUCUUAUCCUUUCUGUACUAAAGUGAAAACAUUUUCUGUGUAAUCAAAAUAGUGGUAAUAAAUUCAUUGUACUUUCGGAUAUUUUGUAAGUUUGAGAAUUACGCUUUGCAUGAUGGUUGUGCAAUGGAAUGAUGGGUAUUAUUGUUGCUACAUGAGCAGGCAAAUUGUGGUAUUGGUGCAUUACAUGACAAGUUUUCCAAGUUUGUGGUACUGUGAAACAAAUGACCUUUGAAAGUAUUUUCACAUUCUUACUUUGUAAAAAUCUCUCCCCUGAACCAAAUGUAAGGUAGCAAUGAUCUGUAAUUUUCAUCUUUGAUGUCUUAUUAUCCAUUCUUAGUCCUACUUUUGGCACACAGAGAGUUCGAAAAGUGUGGGACUUUUAUCAGGCUUUAUGCAAUUAGUUUGCAGCUAGGUAGUUAAAAGAAUAAGAUGUGUUACUGGACAAGCCCAAUAACACAUCCAUGGUGUCAUGGUAAUCCGAUAUAUUUAAUCCACAUAACAAGAAGAUCUAAAACAUUACUAUCUUGUUUCAGUAGUCUGAGCUUUACAGUUCUUUUUAUAUUUUAAGGUAUUCACUGUUUUAAAGGGUUUCUUUGAUUAUAAUUCUCAAUGAUAGUGAGAUGGGUUUGUAUGGUUUUGAUUUCUAGAUAUAGCUUUGGAUUAUUUCCUGACAUCAAGAGAAAAAAGAAUUCACAUUCAGACAAGCACUCAGUAAUUUUGAAAUUUCCAAAAUGAUUUUGUCGUUAGUUUUGUAGGAUACUUUUUUUAGCCUCCAAAUAAGGCCAUCAGAAAGUGUCUCUUGUAAAAUGUGAAGUCAUUAUGGCCUCCAAUACAUCUUAAAAUUUUCCAAAACUCACAAUUAUUUACUCAAAGUCUGCACAAAAGUUAUAUUUUCUAAAUACUAAGGUGCAGUAAAAAACCUUCAAUGUCACUGAUGUUGGGAAUAAAUAAAAAAUGAAUUGCUGUCAGGCAAACGGAUAGAUUUCAGUACCUUGAUAUUGUUGUAUUUGAAGCCUAACACUUCAUGGAACACAUGUGGUAACUGGUGCUGUUUGAUUUGUCAUAAAAUUAUGCAUAUCAGAGUUACAAUAAUUCUUGAAUCAAGUACUUACAAUAACGAUGAUUGUUUGAAGAGCUCAAUGCUAUAAAGACAUUUUUUUACUUACCUCCAGGUCAAUACUGUUUCUAUUCAUCUCACAGUGUGAAUAUUUACUAUCUGUUUUCCAAAUACAUGGUCAGGUUAUGAUAAUAAUGAUUAUUUGUAUAUCACAAAUUGGAAUGCCUCUAGAUGGACUUUUCAACCAAUUCAAAAAUUAAAGUAUGUUUUGGUAGAUAGGGCCAUUUUAUAGGCCUUUCUGCAGGUUAUUUUUAGUGAGUACAUCAAGAAGGCUGACAGUGCGUUUUAGUACCAAGUAAAAUGCACUCACCAUUGACUGAUACGUAGAAGUUUCUGAAACUUGGCGUCAGAUUUAGGGCACUUCCAUAAAAUAAUCACCGUUCUGUACGUCUGACCCCCCAUUCAUCUCAUGUACUGCUGAAUCCAUGAUAAUUUGAGAGCAUUACCAAAUCAUAUGAACUAGAAAAAGAAAGACUAAUCGUUUCAUUAAGGUCCCACAUAGAGGGGGUCAAACGUACCUAAUUGAUAGAAUUACAUUUGUUCAUCAUGUAUUUCAUACUAUUAUGUACAUCAUUUGUCAUGUAUCAUUCAAAUAUGAAAACAAUAUCAUUACUUCUCUUUUGUAGCAAUGUGCAUCCAUUUUAUCAUAAACAGGAUAGAACGUUGCUUCAUUGACACAAAGAUUUCAUAUUGUUAAUUUAAACUAGAAAAUAGACCUUGUCUGCUGCAAUGUUUGCUAUAUUAUUUUACACGUGUUCUGGCAGUUCUAUUUCAUGAUAAUAUUAUGCAUUGCAGUUAUAGGAUAAAAGCUAGGUGAGAUCGAAGAUUUGUUUAUAUUAAUUUCAUCUCUUACAGACUUGUGAAAUUUAUUGAGUAGAUAGGGGAGAAAUGGCAUAUUUAGCAUGUGUUCUUUGAGGAACACACAUUAGGAUAGAGUAAAGUAAUAUAUUCUUGUAAGAUUUAUUAGUGCAUUACUAUUUAAUAUGAUUUUGAGUAAUAUUGUUUUUUCGUUGAAGUAUUCUUUGCCUUGAUGGUAUUUUGAGAGAUUAAUCUCUUGUUUUCAUUUUCUACAAAUAUGAACACUUUAUCAAUUUGUGGAAUGACGGUGGUUUAUUAUUUCAAGAUGUAUUUUAACUGUACAAAGCAGAGAGAGCAUGGGGUUGCAAUGUAAGCUGGGGGGGGGGCCCUAUUGCAACAUUUCAUAUUGCAGGGACACUUAAAGAGUUUGUUUGAUAAAAUGAACAUAUUCAUUUUUAUAUCCUGAAACACAAAAUGAAAGGGGCCCAAGGAAACUGCCCCCAACCCCAUCCAGGGUUUAUCAGCUUCCUAUUCUCGGCUCUCAAAAAUUCUGGAAGUUUGGAAGCAUUUCAUAAGCAUCUCGUCAGUAAUUUGUAUUUGUGCAAUGCAGAUCAAAGUCAAGCAUUUCAGUAGUUUAUAACAAUGAGUUGCUCUGAAGUGACCGGACGAUCCAUAAUAAUCAUCUCCUGCUGUAUGAGGUAAUUUCUACAUUUUCGUUUAUUGUAAAAUGUUCACUGCACAGAAAACAUUAUUUAUGACUGAGAUAUGUAUCUGCAACAUUGCUCUUUAUUUCUGUAAACUCACUAUGUUAUUGUCCACCUUUUUCAUUAAGUAUGCUUUGAUAUAUACUCACCUUCAAAUAUCAGUCAGUUGAAAUAAUCAGAUGUUUAGUUUUGUCUUCUUUUUCAGAAAAAGGUUUUUAUGAUUAAGAUACAAAUGACUUCUAUAAAAGUAUAAUUUUCAAAGUUUUCUGAAGAGUAAGACUUUGCUUUGAAAUCAGAAUUUUGCCAUUUGUCCUUAGUAAUUUUCAUUGAAACAGCAUAAGUAAUGAAUAUAUGGCAAUUUAAUGUAAAGUUCCCCCCCCCCUCCAAUAUUAUUAGAAGUGAAUCAAGAAUUCAUGGUUUUCACAACACCACUUUGGCAUAUUAAUCAGUCUCUGUACCAUUGGGUGUUCUGCUGAACAAUGUUUGCUACAAUUGGGGAUGGUAGACAAAUGCCAGAAAUAUGAGAUGAAUCCCCAUAAAAGACAGCCAUUCUUGUCUAACCUUUCAUAUACCUACCAAUAUGUAAAAUUGAAAUUACGAAGCUCCAUCUUGCAUUUGGAACCAAAUUAUGAAUCUUUAUCUUCAUUUUUAAGAAGCACUUUAUAGUGGAGAGCUUGUAUAUUACCAUUGUAAUUGCAAUGUCAUGUAAAAAGGGCUAGUGAGUCCUUGUAUGUUUAUUUGGUCAAUUUAGUACAUUAUAAUUAAAUAUUUGAACCAAUAUUGUCAUAUUGUGUAUAAGGCAUGAACUAUUUGGUAAAAUUGGAUUGAUAUAGAAGCUGGCUCAAAAGCCUAUUUUAAGAUUAGUCCAUUACACAACAAAGUUGGAUAUCACAAGAUAUAUUUAAGAAAACUGUGAGAGAAGUAUGGGAUUAGCUCCAUGCAUGGAGGAUAUAGUCUGUAUUUUAUUACACUGUUAAGAUUUGACUUAGUUCAACAAGUUUUAUGCCGCAGUAGUUUUUAAAUGACAGCAAUUCUUUUUAUCAUAUGCAUAAUGAAUAUGUGAUGUUGUACUAUUCAGUUGAGGCCAGUGAGACAAUAGAUCAUCCCAUUGAACAAAAUGUUGAUUUUUUUUUCUUCAAAUCUAAGCAAGCCAGCACUUUUUAUAUUGUAAUGAUGAUUACAUUUAGAAGUAAACUCCAUGUGGUUCCAUACAUUAAUAUUAUAUCAAUUUUAUUUGGACAGGGUGUAUUCAUAUUAGGGCUACAUGAAAUAGCUCUUCAUAAACUUUUAUUGGGAUAGUGUGAGCAACUUGCAAGUUGGUUACAUAAAGGUGCAUUCAUUAGGCUGGCACAAAACCUUAAGAAGACAUACUAUGUUAUAACAAACUAAAUGCAUAUUAGAGAAAACUUAUCCAUUAGGGAUGAAAGUUUGCCAUCUAUGAAAAGAAAAAUAAGUUAGUAGUAGUUUGAAUGUUUUAUUAUUGAAAUCCUUGCUAGCAAAAAGAAUUUCCACAUAGUGGACCAUGAAAUAAGAUUGAAUUAAAUUUAGUUGAAUUUUGGCCAAAUACAGUCUACAUGAAUCUUUAAAGGUCAGUAAAGAAAUGCAGGGGCCAGAAUAGAGAUGUGUGUUUACAAGAAAAUUGCUAAAAUCUAGUUCGGAUUUGUAUCGAAUGAUUCAUUUAAACAAUUCAUACAUUAUUGCACUGGUAGGCACAUAGCAAGGAGUGUCAUUUUGUCAUGUAUGAUGGUGGUCCCCAAGUCUGCACACCUAACGAGUUGAGUUAAGAUUUAAUAUGAAUUUCUUUUUAUUUCACAGAAUCAUUCAGUUGAUAGUGUUCCUUACAUCAUUAUGAGUUAGUGUGCCAAAUAUCUCAUAGAAAUUUGAAAGAAAUAUACGAUUUUCUUGGAAAAAUCUCCAGCAAUCAUUUUCAGAUUGAACAACAAAAUGGUGCCCCAUGUCUGCGCACCCAUUCACUUUGCACACGAUUCGGGCAUUUUGAUGAGAAAGGCUGUAUAUUGAGGCCGUCACAGGAAAUGCCAAAAAUUCAUUAUUUUUCCACCAUUUUGAAUCAGGUUCUUUAAUGAGUAUCUGUCUAUGUAUUGCAUGUGUAUAUUUUGUGUUUGUUGCAUAUCUUCUUUUACUAGAAUCGCGCAGAUAUGCGUGUGCGCAGACAUUGGGUACUGCGCAGACUUGGGGGAACUUGCCAUAGCAUUACUUUUUAUUAGAUCUUUUUAAAGAAGAUUGUGUCAACUCUGCCUUCUCAUUAUCUGCUUUGUCUUGUUGUAGUUUACUGUCAUGAAAACUUUUGCAUGAUAACUGAUUCAAUCAGGUCGAUGUAUUUUUCAACUUUUAUUCUUUUUAAUUGUUUGAGAAGUUGAUUUAAAUUCAUUCAAUUAUGUCAAGUCGGAUAUUGUGGUUUUAAUGCAUAUACAUAUUAUCUUGAAGAAUUAACAUCCUUUUUCUAACUAUUCAUGUCGAAAUGCCUUUUUGGAGGUCGUGAUAUUUCUUAUUCUAUGUUUUUAUUACGGCAUGAGAUUGGGUUGGGUUAUAUGUUAACUGUGUACAUGUCUUAAUAGUCUAUCUCUGUCACAUUUUUUGUCUUGUUUUGUUUUUUCUCUCUGUAUUUCUCUGAUAAAUCAAUAUAUCUAAUGAUUGUAAUGAAUUGAAUAAAAAUUUAUGAAACAGUAACGCA
Lytechinus pictus (painted urchin) is the source of this 9857-nucleotide messenger RNA. Its product is annotated as protein transport protein Sec24A-like. The transcript has 22 exons. The coding region runs from base 284 to 3985 and encodes 1233 amino acids. NCBI's taxonomy places the organism in Eukaryota, Metazoa, Echinodermata, Echinoidea, Temnopleuroida, Toxopneustidae. Gene Ontology annotation, biological process: COPII-coated vesicle cargo loading; endoplasmic reticulum to Golgi vesicle-mediated transport; intracellular protein transport. Gene Ontology annotation, cellular component: COPII vesicle coat; endoplasmic reticulum exit site. The record is from RefSeq and is a predicted model, not a curated record. Gene Ontology annotation, molecular function: zinc ion binding; SNARE binding.